Molecule: messenger RNA, 1990 nt
Organism: Musa acuminata subsp. malaccensis (wild Malaysian banana)
Lineage: Eukaryota; Viridiplantae; Streptophyta; Magnoliopsida; Zingiberales; Musaceae
Product: RING-H2 finger protein ATL13-like
Source: RefSeq, a predicted model, not a curated record
CAGGAGAGUGCAGAAGAAGAGUUAAGAGAAGCUCUGGAUUUGAAGUCUCAUGUGAUGACGGCACCUCACUACCACCUACUGUUUUAUCUUAUUGCCAUGUGGUGCAGCACUCUCUCUACAUGCAUAAACUCCAUUUCAAUUCCAUUAACCCAGUGGUGGCCUUUAUUAUAACUAAUCUCACGUUACUCCCUUCCUCCAAUGCAAUCGAUUCAUUUAUGUCUCGACACCAUCAGCUGGCACACCAUUAACUUCCUCCCCCCCCCCCAUUAAAGACACCAUUUGCUCCUUUGCCUUCCACCACCUCCAGACAUCAGAAGUCUGAACCCUUGAGUGCUUGCUCCAGCACAAGUGGUGAGUCUUAUCUCAUAUUUGUCACUCUGUAGGCCUUGACAAAACAUGGAGUGGGCAUUUCGUCGAUUAGCAGUCCUCUCACCACCACCGCCACCACCACUUCUUCCUCCUGCUGUUGAUUUCGAGAAUCGGUUCAGUCCUAGUAUCUUUCUGAUAGUGGUGCUACUAGCAGUCAUCUUCUUCGUCUCUGGGCUGCUCCACCUCCUUGCGAGGCACCUCCUGAGACCUAUCAACAGGGAGCCCGAAGACAUGAACAAUGUUACAGCGCUCCAAGGCCAGCUGCAGCAACUGUUCCGUCUCCAUGAUGCCGGGGUGGACCAGUCCUUCAUAGACACCCUCCCAGUCUUCCUCUAUAAAGCCAUCAUAGGCGUCAAGGACCCGUUCGAUUGUGCUGUGUGCCUCUCUGAGUUCGAGGCUGAUGACAAGCUCCGGCUGCUCCCAAAGUGCAGCCAUGCCUUCCAUCUGGACUGUAUAGAUACUUGGCUCCUAUCCCACUCCACCUGUCCUCUUUGCAGAAGAAGCUUGUUCGGUAACAUCUCUCCGACCACCAGUUGUAGUCCCAUAGUCCUUGUUCUCGGGUCUGGAAGUGAGAGCCCACGAGAAUCUGGUUCUGGGAGGGGAGUCUCUGUCCCUAAUUCUAAUCUUGGUCCUGUUGGUGAUGAUGACUAUGGUCCUUCCAUGAGCGACACUUUGCAUAAGCCGGUGGAAGUCGCAACAGAGGAAGAAGGUGGCAAGGCAGUGGCGGUUUCGGAGGCUUCCAGAACAGAGGUGGCACCUGUUAAGCUCGGCAAGUUUAGGAGUGUGGAUGUUGAUGCAACUGUCGGUGAAGGUGACAGUGCUGCCAAUAGCGAUCUGGACCAGAGGAGGUGCUUCUCCAUGGGGUCCUACGAGUAUGUAGUGGAUGAUAACAGCUUGCUUAAGGUUCCCAUCGAUCCACCAAAGAAGCCAAGCAUCAAGAAGCCCGAAUGCGAUUGCCAUUCAAGACGGGAAGGGUCUAAAGGAUUGCUUGCACCGAGAGCUACGGAGUUCAGAGAUGAUGGUGGUAAUUCUGGCAUGAGCAGUAAUCUACAUGUGAAACAAUGCUUCUCGGUUUCCAAGAUAUGGCUUCGGUCCAAGGAGAAGUCCAUGGCUGAUGAUGACUCUUCCAGACGAGCCUUCUCUUUCCGAUUGCCAUUGCGUCAGGCGACGACCGAUGAAUCGAAGCUGAAGAGCUAUGCCAGCCCUGCUACGACUACCUCAGAAUUCAAUGUUUCGGCAUGGGAGAAGAAGAGUUCAAGUGAAGUAGAUUUGGAUGAGGAGAUAGGCAGCUCUAAACAUGGUAGUGUAGUUUCUGGGGCUGAGGAGUCACCUUCAUUUGCCAGAAGAACACUGCUUUGGUUAGCAGGAAGACAGAACAAGGUGGGUAAUCACAUCUGAUAUCGACAAUGUAGCAGCUGCUAGUUCACAUCAGUAAAAAAAGGUAAACAUCAUUCAGAUAUAGUCCUCCAAAGUCUCCAUUUGCAUAUUCUUUAGGAUCUUGAUGGAAUUUCAUGGAUAUGUUUCUUACCAAAGGCUAAAACUGAUGUGCAUGAAAGAGGUGGAAAAAGUGCUUCUGUUUGAGUGUAAACAUAUCAAUAUUCAAUGCAUUUGAUUGGUAUUA